CGACCUAAAACCCUCGAAAACCCCAGAAAGCAAGAGACGCCCAAGAUUUCCAUCCCUUUGCUCCAGAUCGUGCGCCGCCUCUCCACCGAUGAGCUUCAGAAACGUCAAGGUUCCCAACGUUCCCGGUGGUGCCCGGGCGGCGGGGACGCUGGUGAAGUUGGCAGUCGUUGGCGGCGUUGCCGUCUAUGGUGCCCUUAACAGCCUCUACAAUGUCGAGGGUGGGCACCGUGCCAUUGUUUUCAAUCGACUCCAGGGCAUCAAGGAUAAGGUAUAUCCUGAGGGAACACAUUUGAUAAUUCCCUGGUUUGAAAGACCUAUUAUCUAUGAUGUUCGUGCUCGUCCCCAUCUAGUAGAGAGCACAUCUGGAAGCCGUGAUCUUCAGAUGGUGAAAAUUGGACUUAGGGUGCUUACACGACCUGUGGCAGAUCAGUUGCCAACCAUCUACCGAACUCUUGGGGAGAAUUAUAAUGAGAGGGUGCUUCCUUCAAUCAUCCAUGAAACUCUGAAGGCUGUUGUGGCUCAGUAUAACGCUAGCCAGCUGAUUACGCAGAGAGAGACUGUGAGCAGGGAGAUACGGAAGAUACUGACAGAUAGAGCAAGAAACUUCAAUAUCGCUCUGGAUGAUGUGUCAAUUACAACUCUGAGUUUUGGGAAGGAGUUUACUCAUGCUAUUGAAGCUAAGCAGGUGGCUGCACAAGAAGCUGAGAGAGCCAAAUUUAUUGUUGAAAAAGCGGAACAGGAUAAGAAAAGUGCUAUUAUUAGAGCACAGGGUGAGGCGAAAAGUGCACAGCUCAUUGGGCAAGCAAUUGCGAACAAUCCAGCCUUUCUCACUCUAAGGCAGAUCGAAGCUGCGAGGGAAAUAGCCCAAACAAUUGCGAAUUCAUCCAAUCGGGUGUACUUGAAGUCUGAUGAUCUGCUGCUAAACCUACAGCAGCUGGAUUUCGAAAACCAAACCAAGAAGAAAUGAGUUUUAUUUAGUUCCGUUCCUGCUGUGUAUGGAAAAACCUUUUGAGAUCGAAUGAUGCAACACGGAAGAGUUCGGUAUUGUUCCCUGCUUUUAUCAGAAUCUGCCUUGUUAGAAAGAUGAUUCUAUUUUUGAUUUAAUGUUACCAAACUUGCAAUGACUUUCAGCCAGUAGUCUCUAUCAUCAGUUGUGUUUGACAUUGCCCAAAUGAAAGCUCUGGUCUUCCUUUUGAUAGCAAA
Molecule: messenger RNA, 1203 nt
Organism: Dioscorea cayenensis subsp. rotundata (Guinea yam)
Lineage: Eukaryota; Viridiplantae; Streptophyta; Magnoliopsida; Dioscoreales; Dioscoreaceae
Product: prohibitin-1, mitochondrial-like
Exons: 5
Coding region: 89-967 (292 amino acids)
Biological process (GO): mitochondrion organization
Cellular component (GO): membrane; mitochondrion
Source: RefSeq, a predicted model, not a curated record